This is a messenger RNA of Neomonachus schauinslandi (Hawaiian monk seal), 1328 nucleotides long. RefSeq names its product centrin-4-like. The transcript is spliced from 5 exons. Gene Ontology annotation, molecular function: calcium ion binding. Gene Ontology annotation, biological process: nucleotide-excision repair; centriole replication; mitotic cell cycle. The record is from RefSeq and is a predicted model, not a curated record. Gene Ontology annotation, cellular component: centriole; centrosome. NCBI's taxonomy places the organism in Eukaryota, Metazoa, Chordata, Mammalia, Carnivora, Phocidae. The coding region runs from base 45 to 548 and encodes 167 amino acids.
CGGCUGAGACCGGGAGGUCCCGGCUGAGGGCACCGGUUGGUGACAUGGCAUCCAACUACUGCACAGGUUCAGACCAAGGGAAGAAAAGAGCAGCAAAACUUGAACUGAAUGAAACCCAAAAGCAAGAAAUUAAAGAGGCCUUUGAUUUAUUUGAUGUUGAUGGGUCUGGAACCAUAGAUGUGAAAGAACUGAAGAUUGCAAUGCAAGCCUUAGGAUUUGAACCAAAGAAAGAAGAAAUUAAAAGAAUGAUAGCUGAAAUCGACAAAGAAGGAAUUGGCACCAUUACUUUUGAAGAUUUUUUUGCCAUAAUGAGUGUAAAAAUGAGUGAAAAAGAUGAAAAAGAAGAAAUAUUGAAGGCUUUCAAAUUAUUUGAUGAUGAUACUGGAAGCAUAACACUAAACAAUAUCAAGAGGGUUGCUAAAGAACUGGGGGAAAAUUUAACAGAUGAUGAACUUAAGGAAAUGCUUGAUGAAGCUGAUCGUGAUAGGGACGGAGAAAUAAAUGAAGAAGAAUUUUUGAGAAUGAUGAAAAAGACCAGUCUUUAUUAAUACUUUUUUUAUUCCUUCUGGAAAGUUGUUAACAACUUUAUAUUUGCUAUACAGUUCCAUCAUAUCUGAAUGUAUUUUCAAGUUUUAGUUUAUAUGCACAAAUUGGUCUCUUGAUGUCUAAUCCAUGUGAGAAGUUACGUGUUUCUACCAAUAUGUUGUUAAAUCUGCAGCACCCAAGAAACAAAGAAAAUGUAAUGAUUUCUGUGAACCAUAGAUCCCAAACCAGUAUUAAUUCCAACUGCUACUUUUAGAGCUCCAGGGUCUGAAGACUUAGAAUUUUUUUAAGUUUAAUGAAACUGACCCCACAUCCAAAUGAAUUUGGCGAACAAGCAAUUAGUUUCCCUAUUAUUUUCUUUUUGUGCAACUCUUUAAAACUGAUAAAUAUUUGCUUUUUAAUCAGUUAUUCAGAUAUGUAAAGUAUUAAAUAAAAUUGCCUAGCAACUACAUUAUUUGCUAGUUUUCCUCUUAUAAAGAAAUUCAAAGCAGUACUUGUACUACCUAGAUUUUCCUGUAAGUUUGACCCUGCAAGUGAGCUUUUAAUACCUCUGCAUGGGAGGUGCUAGGGAUUUUACAUAUGUUAUCUCAAAUGUUACAAUUUGGGGAAGCUGGUAGUAUUAGCUCCAUUUUACUACAUAUGAGAAAACUAAAGUUCAGAGGACUUAAAAAUUGUUCAGUUGUUCAUAGAUAAUAAAUAAAACAUGGAUUCUAAAUCUUGUAUCCUUAUGCUUCACUAUGCAGCUUCCCUAUGGAUAAAAUAUCUCAGGAUAAUUUAAGUGUAUA